This is a messenger RNA of Dovyalis caffra, 366 nucleotides long. Lineage: Eukaryota; Viridiplantae; Streptophyta; Magnoliopsida; Malpighiales; Salicaceae. The record is from the annotation of a GenBank genome assembly.
AUGAGACAAAGCGAGCAAGCCGAACACCAUAAAAUAUCAAGAGUCUCACUAAAAAGUCCUCAAGCCAACGACGAAAUAAUUAAGGGCAACAGUUCCCCGUAUUACAGGGCGGACAACAACCAUUUCCAGUGCGAUCGCUACGUAUCACCACCGCCCCUAGAAACAGUCACUGGCCUGCAUCUAAAGGAAAAGACUGACAAAACACGGUCGAAAAAGCUACGGGAAAAACGCAUCACCACAAACAAGCUUCGUGCCAGGGGGAGUAGGGAGCACCAAAAACAAGUUUCGAUAGUCUUAACAACUUAUCCACGGACAGGAGUAAAGGAGUCAAUUCCCUUAUCACAAAUGGUUUCGAACCAUCGUUAG